AUGUCUGAGGCACAGCCGACCUUGAUCAGCCUGGCCGCCAAGGUCACUGAGCUUUCCCAAAACUUCACCAAGUACCUCGAGGAUAAUGGCAUCCCUGCGCCCUCACUCGCCGCCGACAGCCCAACGAGUUACUCAGGUCUGAAUGCAGAGUCAUUCAUCCUGCGUCAGCAACUUCUGGAUGCCUUGAAUGACAUGUGGAUCUUGACUCAGGGUCCUAGCGAAAGUAUCUUCAACUACGUGCAUAAUGUUAUGCCCGAUGUCGCAUCCCUCAACAUCCUAAAUCACUUUGACUUCUGGUCAGCCGUCCCCCUUGAUGGCUCAGCCUCGUAUGCUGCGAUUGCAAAGCACACAGCUCUCCCAGAAGAGGUCGUGCGCCGUGUGCUGGAGCACUCGACCACGCUCCAGAUCUUCACAAGGGCAUCCACGCCGGGGCAUGUGCAGCACACGUCCCGCUCUGCCGCACUUGCGAAGCAAUCAGGCCUGCGCGCGCUGGUGUCGACUGUGCUGAACGAUGCCGGCCCCCCAAUGUCGGUCAUGCCCGAGGCUCUAAGCAGGUACAGCCUGAACAAGACCACGUUGACGACGGACAUGAAGGAAACCGCCUUCGCACUGUUUCACAGUGGUGCCACGCGGGGUGGGUACACUACAUCCUGGGAGCUCCUGGAGCAGGAUGGCGAGGGAGAGAAGAAAGGCUGGAGGCAGAGGAACUUUGUCGAGUUUAUGCGAUACAUCAAGGAUAUCUUCCAGUUGGAGAAGGUCAUCCUGGAGUCGUAUGACUGGAAAGCCGCCGGAAAGGCUACAGUUGUCGAUAUUGGUGGCUCAGGAGGCCAUGACAGUGUCGUGCUGGCACAGAAUUUCCCAGAGCUCACCAUCACUGUACAGGAUCUGCCCGAAGCAGGCCCGGCUUUUGACAAGAACACUCCGGCCGAGCUCAAGGAUCGGGUGUCGUUCAUGGCGCACGACUUCUUCAAGCCACAGCCUGUUCAAGCAGACAUCUACAUGAUCAAGCUGAUCCUGCACGACUGGCCUGAUAAGGAGUCCGUCCAGAUUCUGCGAGGACUGGUGCCGUCCAUGCGGCCCGGCUCACGCGUCCUGUUCAUUGACUACGUGGGCAAGCAAACCAACCCCGAAGGCCUGCCACGGUCAAUCCAGCAGAUGGGCACGGCCACUGAUCUGCGGAUGAUGGCCUUGUUCAGUGCAGAGGAACGUCCGGUUGAGGCAUGGAAGGAAAUCUUCCGUCAGGCAGAUGAGAGGUUCGAUAUUGUGCGUGUGGAGGCAAACCCUGUGGCCUUUUAUGUUGUUAUGGAGGCCAUCUGGAGGGGGGAUUAG
This is a messenger RNA of Clonostachys rhizophaga, 1329 nucleotides long. The record is from the annotation of a GenBank genome assembly. Lineage: Eukaryota; Fungi; Ascomycota; Sordariomycetes; Hypocreales; Bionectriaceae.